Dermatophagoides pteronyssinus (European house dust mite) is the source of this 1494-nucleotide messenger RNA. RefSeq lists its product as uncharacterized. The record is from RefSeq and is a predicted model, not a curated record. Gene Ontology annotation, molecular function: protein binding; DNA binding. NCBI's taxonomy places the organism in Eukaryota, Metazoa, Arthropoda, Arachnida, Sarcoptiformes, Pyroglyphidae.
UUGAAUUUCUUUUUUGUUUGUCAAAAUAAUUAAUUAUUGUUAAAUUAUUAUGCAAAAAAUCAUUCUGGAUUUAUGAACAUGGAGGAUUAUCAUCAAAAUAAUGAUCAAGAUGUAAAUGAUGUUUUAAUGGAUUCCAAUGACGAAUGCUCAUCUUCAUUGUCGGCUGCCAAAGAUGAUUAUGAUAAUGAAGAUGAUGAAAAAGAUGAAGAUUAUGAUAAUGAUGAUGUUGAUGAUGAUGAUAUCGUUCUCAUGGAUAUUGGAAACAAAACGGAAUCAACAACAAAACAUGCCAAUAAUAUAACCGAUGAGUUAGAUUUAAAUCACAUUGAACAAAAUAAUGUUAUAAAAUCAAAUCAAGAAUCAUAUGAUACAGAUCUUGGUAAUCAAGAUCAUCUACGUUACACAUUAAAUUCAAAUGUUGUACGAAUGAAAAAGGCUCGACAAAAAGUGGCAAUCGAACCAUUUCCUCAUGAUGUUGUUUUCGAUCGAAAUAAAAUCGAUACGAUUGCAUUGGCUCGUGUAAUGAUAGCUGAACUUAGUCGAUAUAAAAUUCCACGAUCAGCAUUCGCUGAUCAUAUUCUUCAUUGUUCACAAUAUACAUUAACAAGAGCGUUGAAAGAUCCUCGGCCUUGGCGUGAAAUGACCAAAGCAAAUUUUGAUUCAACAAAAGCACUAUAUGUACAGAUAAAAAAAUGGCUACAAAAACCUCUCAUCGAACGGCGAAGAGAAUAUAUUGCUGUCAAAGCUCUAUUAUUGGAAAAUGGAUCGGAAUCGAAUGAUAUUACAUCAGCCAAUAAACGUUCGAUCGAUUCAUCUAAUCGUGAUUCGAAUGAUUCAAAUUUUACUGCCACAACUUAUACACCAUUUGUUGUAAUCAUACAGAAAUGUUGGCGUGGAUAUAGGAUUCGUAGUCGUUUGGAUCGUGAAACGCCAUCAUUCAGGAUUAUACGUCAACGUUUACGAUUUAUCGAUCAAUAUCGUAUGCGUCAAUAUCAGAAUAAUGGAGGUGAUCCGGAUAUAAAUCGACAAUUUUUACAAAUAUCACGUACAAUUGAACAAAUGGUUCGGCGUGAUACAUGCAAAGAAACAUUCGAAUCUAUACAAAGAAAAAUGCAACAGGUACAAAAAUUAUCAAUGAAAAUUUUCGAAAUCCUAAAUCAACAUGAACAAAAUGAACGUAAUCGACAGUUAGCUAAAAUUAAAAUAGAUCAUGAACAACAAUUACAAAAUAUACAAGAAGAAUAUCGUAAACAAAUUGAACAGCUUCAAAAACAAUUGAAAGAAAGUCAAGAACAGCAGAUACAAAUCGUACAGCAUGGUCAUCAAUCGAAUUAUUUAGAAGCACAAUCAACAACAACUAUACAACAACCAACACAAUUCUAUCAGAUUAAUUAUGAACCAUAUCGGUAUUAGAAAGCAUAAAAAUUUGUAAUAUAAUUUCUGUAUUUUAUUUUAUCAUCAACAUUAAAAUAUUAAACAAUAAUUAUUCUAUGA